Molecule: messenger RNA, 5359 nt
Organism: Pristis pectinata (smalltooth sawfish)
Lineage: Eukaryota; Metazoa; Chordata; Chondrichthyes; Rhinopristiformes; Pristidae
Gene: ca4a
Product: carbonic anhydrase IV a
Exons: 11
Coding region: 1-1515 (504 amino acids)
Cellular component (GO): plasma membrane
Molecular function (GO): zinc ion binding; carbonate dehydratase activity
Source: RefSeq, a predicted model, not a curated record
AUGGAGAUGAAGAGAUCUUCAAAGGAAAAGGAAGAGUCUGAAAUGGACCACAUGAAGGUGAAGGUGGAUGGAAAAAUACACUGCAAUUUGAAGAGCAGCUUUUCUUGUGACAGGCAGCAGGGAGACCCUUCUGUAGUUAAUGCAGUCAGGUUUAUCUCCUUUCUUGAAGAUGAUGACAACUAUAAUGUCCAUGAUAUCCCCUGGCAUACCCUCCUUUUCCCAGAUGUGGUUGUGGAUUUCCCAUAUAAGGCAAAUCCCACCGAGAAAGUAGCAAUGAACCGAUUUAGACAAACUGAGCCCGGCGUUGUCGCGGAAUUGACAGAGACAUUAGCCAACCCCUACCCCCAUCUGCACACCCCACCACCACCACUGCCCGGAACUAACAGACACAGAACACCCGCAUUGCGUCCAUUGCCCUGGUACGAUCUGAAGGAAUGUGCUGAGAGGAGGAUCUCGGAGGAGGAGGAGGAGCUCAUCUUCCUGAACCAGGUCCCGCUGUCCCGGGCAGAGAUAAAAAGGCCAGCACCCCGUCAUCGGGAAGUUGCUGCAACGUCUUUCCCCCCGACAAUUUUGUCACCAGAGAAAGAAGAAAGGAGAGAAAUGCGCUCGCUUAUUCUCUUCCUCGGCAGCCUUUUAUUGCCUUCGUUGACCUGGGGAGCAGGUAACUGGUGUUAUGACUCCCAAGCAACGGAUUGUGGACCCAGCAGCUGGAGCAAGCAUUUUCCAUCAUGUGGAAUGAAGAAGCAGUCCCCCAUCAACAUUGUAACCCGAAAAGUUUUCCUCGAUACUGCAUUGGGUCCCAUUACUUUUGAGGGCUAUGAUGAUGAUGCUGUGGAAUGGACUAUUAAAAAUAAUGGUCACUCAGUUCAAGUGACUUUAAGUGGAAACAUCACUAUUAGUGGUGGAAAGCUUCCAGGUACAUACAAGGCAGUUCAGUUCCACUAUCACUGGGGAACAGCAUCUCUUCCUGGCUCAGAGCAUACUAUAAAUGGGAAACAGUAUCCCAUGGAGUUGCAUAUAGUCCACAUGAAUCAAAAGUACUCGACAGUCGAGGAAGCUGUAAAACAUUCAGAUGGUCUGGCUGUGCUGGGAUUCAUGAUCAGUGAAUCAACUGAAGGUAAUCAAGAAAGCAAUAAGGUGAUUGAAGCUCUGAAAUAUAUUCAACGAAGUGGCACGACACACAUGCUGAAGUCAAUUUCAUUGGAAGAUAUGAUUCCAGAUCAGGAAAAGCUUAAAAGAUACUAUCGUUAUGAAGGCUCAUUAACUACUCCAGCAUGUAAUGAAGCAGUAAUUUGGACAGUAUUUGCAGAACCCAUUCAGUUCAGCAGGUCUCAGAUCAAUGCAUUUCCUAGAAGUCUGUUCUACAGUGACACAAACCAGAUGAUUUCAAACUUCAGGCCGGUUCAAAGCUUAAAUGGUCGUAAGGUCUAUGUUUCGGAUUCAGCUGUUAGGCCUUUUAGUGGUGAACUGCUGUGGUGUGUGCUUGCGUUCUGGGCAUCUGUACUACUUAACUGACCAACCUAAAGAUUGCAUUGCUAUGGAAUUUCCUGUCCUGCCUAAUGGAUUUAAAAAGAAAUCCCGGUAAUAAAACACGUCAAACUUCACAGAUUAACUCUAAGCAACAUCUGACUUGCUGUUAGAAGGUUCCUGAAGGGAAAAGGAAUAAGGUAGUCCAUCCUCUUAUCACCUUAACCUACCAGCACACUUCCAAGAUAGGAGAUACUCAUGUACUAGCUUGUUAUUUUCGGUGAAUGUGCGCAGUGGUACAGCUGAGGCUGUUUAAUCAUGAAAUCAUAUUAAAACAAGUUUGGCUUCAAUCAACUGAUUGCCUUUCCAUGCCAUUCAAAACAGGAUGGCACUUUAAGUUGUUGUAAUAUGUUAAAUACUUACAAAUGAAAGGAAAACAAAGCAUUUGAACUCCUAUGUUAAACUCUUUUAAAGACUAUAGCAAUGGAGCUAGUGACUUUGUUCUGUUUCAGAAAUGGCAACCGUCUGAACAGUGGUCACAAGUUACUUUCUCCAUUGAAUCCAUGUGGCUGGAACAACUUCAUAAGGGAAAAAAUAGUGAGGGUGAUGGAUAGUGGGAUGGUGUUAGUGGGAAAGGAGGAUUUAUUUAAAUAUCUGGUGCAGAAAGAGGUCAAGGUGAUUUUAAUUCAGGACAUUACGUAGAAAGGUUUGGCCUUGGAAAAGGUAGAGGGAUGUCAGUUGUAUGGAGAGACUGGAAAAGCUGGGAUUGAAUUAGAGUGGAGGAGGGGAACUUUAUGUGCUGAUUGGGAAUAUUGUGGUGGAAGUACUGGAUUCAAACUUGAAAAGAUAAUAAAAAAAAUAUUCAGGGCUAUAGGAAAAAAAAUAAAGUCGAGACCAAUUGGAGCUUUAGUUCAAAGAUCCAAUACUGUCCAAAUGGCUUCCUUGUUUAGGUCAGGGUUCCUAAGGAAUUUGGAAAUACAAGAAUGCAGAUGCUAAAAUUUGGAGCAAAAAGUAAAAUUGCUGGAAGAACUCAGUGAGCCAAGCAACGUCUGUGGGGGCAGAGAGAUGGUUAACAUUUCAGGUCGUGAUCCUGUGUCUGGACUGAGAGAGUAGAGGGAAGGUAGCUGGUAUAACGAAGUGAGAGGAAGGGUGGAGACAGGGGCUGGUAAGUGAUAGGUGGAAACAGAUAAGGAAGGGAUCGUGGGACCAUAUAGGGAAGGGGGAGAGGAUAGCAAAGGAACCAAGAGAGAAGAAACCCAGGUGGAUAGGUACAUGGGUGAUGGGCAGAUGGAACCUAUCCAACUGGGAUUCUUCUCUCGUGGUUCACCUUUGCUAUUCCCUCCCCUACCUGGUUUUUCUGCCCAGCAUCCUUUCCUUAUCUGGUUCCGUCUAUCUCCUACUACCAGCUUAUCUCUAUCCUCCCCGUUCCCUCCCUCACCCAAUUCUAUCUGCCUAAUCUUCCUCCCCUCAUCUGGUUCCAGCUAUCACCUACUAGCCUCUGUCUCGCCCCUCUCUCUUGUUUCUUUAGACUGUCUGUCUUCCCUCUGCACUCUCAGUCCUGAUGCGGGACCUUGACCCGAAACAUUGACCAUCCCUUUGCCUCCACAGAUGCUGCUUGACUUGUCGAGUUCUUCCAGCAAUUUAUUUUUUGUUCCCAGGGAACUUCCAUGAGACGAAACUCUUUGUGGGGUGUUGAGGAUCCUGCGUAUUCCUCCUUGCCAAGAAAGUAUCUUGAACGAUUCUAUUGUUUUCUCACUUAUUUUUACUCAGUGGGAAAGCAUUAGUUGCAUUCCCACUCAGCGAAAUUAAAAUUCAUGCUAAAAUCUGCUGCUGACAUUAAAUAUGUAUCCAAAAUUGAUCUUUAUGAAGGAGUCCACUGGCUUGAGAAAGUCAGAACCAUAUAAGGUUAAAUCUGAUUACAAUAGAUCAAGGUGGAAUUGACUGAGAUUCCUCAACCUCAUACUUAAAUCUUAAGUAGCUUUAUUUUAAAAUUCAAAGAGUUAGUCUAAAUAAGUAUUUUUGAAUUUAUUUCCUUAAGUUUCCAUUUAAAAUAGAAUUGUUUCACUCUACUAAAUGUGAUGCAUGCAUUUUGUAUUUAUGGAAUUGACAGUAAGAUAGUCAUAUUGAUCAUACGUAUACACUUCUUAGAACUGAAGAAAGCCAUGUCGCACAAAACGGAAUUUCUCUCAUCUUCUCAUCUUUUCUGCUCUAUAAAUUAAUGUUUAGUAACUAAUAGUUAACUAAGAAAAUUUGUAAUUGAAAAUGCAUCCUGUUUAAUUUUUAGUCAGCAUUAACUUUAAGUAGAUUGCUGUAACAACUACUUCGGUGAGGAACGUUGUAGUGAUGUCAGUUGAACUGUCCAGUGCCCCAAAGUGGUGCCAUUGUACCAGCAAGUAGCCCUUUGGAAAGCUAGAAUUAUUUCAUUCUUCAAUCAUGCUUAAUGCAGAUACUUCAAAAAUAGAAAACUGCAUUUGUAACCUUUAUAAGUAUACCAGAGACUGAAUACACUAGAGUAAGUCAAAAGAGGGAAUACAUUUUUUCUACUUGAAAUUAUUUUUUUUCCAUUAAUUUUUAAGAUAAUUAAAAGGUAUUGGAUACGUGUUUGAAGCAGAAAAUAUUUGUCCCCAUAAUCUAUUGAAAAAUUACUGUAGGCUUUCUUUUGUAGGAUUAUUAAAUGUUGUGCAGUUUCCCAUUGUUGACUUAUACCUGAAUUUUUGUCUUCAAUGGUUAUUUUUUAUACUUAUUACUUUGAUUGUUUUAGCCCAGACCAAUGUCAUUUUUUUUUGUAAAAUCAGUUAGGAAGUCCUUAGCAGGAGCUCAUUAAUAUUCCAAUAACUUUACCCAGGCAGCAUUAAAACUGUACUGUUCUUUGCAGUCACAUUCCCUGGAUCUGAGUCUGAAAUUUCAGGAACGUUUUCAGGGACUAACAGGAUUGUCACUGGAAAUUAAGAUACUUAAGUACACCUCAUUGCAUUUACCAAUGGAGCAGCAUUGUUAUUGUCUAAUGGGAACUAUAAGCAAUGAGACUUGCAGGAAAUAAUCUUUAAAAUAGCAGGGAAAUGAAUCUGUUGUAAACAGAUAGAUAAAUUAACAGCUUUUCCAUUGAGUUUAGUCAGUGCUGUCCUCAGUAAAAUCAGAAAUCAAAAAUUCUUUACGUGAAAGUGGCUGGGCUGGUUCAGUAAUAUAUGUGUGCCCAUGUAUUUGUUCCCAGGAAGCUGACUUUCCUUUAAUAUAUUAUGCAUGCAUAUAGUAUAUACAUAAAUUGAGUUGUGUGAGAAUAAAUGCCAAUUUACUUAAUUUCAAGCACUGAGAUUCUCUAAAUGUAGAUAUAGAAGGUUUUUUUUCAUGUGCCAUUUAGAUAUAAAAUAUAGAUUGUGCCAGAGAGGUCUCAAGAAUAGAACAAUGUUGACCAAAAAAGAUAUGGAGUCAAACAAGAACAAAAAUUAAUCCAUCCAGUUCUCUUGUAUCCUUUUCCCUGGUGAAAACAGCUGAGCCUUGAUCAGUGGAUCUCUCCUUGUGUUUUCUGUGUUAAGUGACUUAGCCACAAACUAACAAUUGAACAAUAGCUUUCUGAAUAAGUGUAGCUGCUUUCUUCUUUACCUGUAUUGGAGCAAUUUAUUUUUGUUAAAGUAUAAUGGUUGAAUAAGAAUUAUAAAAUUGUCAAUCUUUUCAAAUUGUAUAUUACUGAGAAAUCAUGGCAGAUACACUUGGACUCUACAAACCGUAUGCAAUAAAGAAUUCCUGUAAUAUUUCUGUAGCUUUUGAACUUGUACAAAUAUGUGUAAAUAAAUUUUUAUAACUACUUGUAAUUUUGUUAAUGGUAUGAAUGUUUCUCAAGGUAGUGUAAGAACUGGGUGACUGUUAUUGAUAUGUAAAUUAAAAGAUUUUAUUU